This is a messenger RNA of Misgurnus anguillicaudatus (oriental weatherfish), 6535 nucleotides long. It is a transcript of the gene zmiz1a, whose product is annotated as zinc finger, MIZ-type containing 1a. Lineage: Eukaryota; Metazoa; Chordata; Actinopteri; Cypriniformes; Cobitidae. The record is from RefSeq and is a predicted model, not a curated record. Gene Ontology annotation, cellular component: chromatin. Gene Ontology annotation, biological process: regulation of transcription by RNA polymerase II; protein sumoylation. Gene Ontology annotation, molecular function: zinc ion binding; SUMO ligase activity.
GUCUUCCAAUGGCUCGAGCGCUUUACGCGACUCUGGGACGCAUUUUGUCAGCAGCCAGCAAGCAUGGCUCUGUGGUAAUAGAAUAGCCCGUGUAAUUUGACACUUCAACUUGCCGUGCGCUACGUUAGUUGAUUCAGACAGUCACACUAACGAAACGCCGUGCGCUUUUUUCUCAGUGUUUGCAAAGUGCGAGGGAAGAAAACGGGACGCAACUUUAAACCCAGGAGCAUUUUCAGCGCUGUUCUGUGAUCGGACCUGAAAGUGCAGUGGACCCUAGUUUGGACGUGAGCUGACCGAGGGACCUUCCCCACGGACUAUAUGAAGGGAGGGGAGGGGGAGGGGGGGCUGCUGACGUGACUCCCAGCUUACAGAACACACAGAUCACUUCUAUGAUUGAUGAGGAUAUGUGAGUGAAUUUGCCAAGCCCUGAACGAAGAAAUCUACUGCAUCCUCUGAGAGAAGAACUUUAAUGGCUUCCAGGUAGAGAGGAGGCAGCAGUCAAGAUGAACUCGAUUCCUUCGAUGGACAGGCACAUACAGCAGACCAAUGACAGGCUGCUGUGCAUCAAACAGCACUUACAGAAUCCAGCCAAUUUCCAGACGGCGGCCACAGAGUUACUGGACUGGUGCGGAGACCCACGAGCCUUCCAGCGACCUUUUGAGCAAAGCCUGAUGGGAUGCUUGACGGUCGUAAGCCGGGUUGCAGCACAGCAGGGUUUCGAUUUGGACCUCGGCUAUCGGCUCCUGGCCGUGUGCGCGGCAAACCGCGACAAGUUCACCCCGAAGUCUGCAGAAACCACCACCUGCAGGAGAUGUCAGAGUGACACAGCACUCCUGUCGUCCUGGUGCGAGGAGCUGGGUCGGCUGCUCUUGUUGCGGCAUCAGAAAAAUCGUCAGAGUGAUCCACAGGGCAAAGUACCCUUGCAGCCACCCAUGAACUCCAUGAAGCCCUCGCUCUCUCAUGGCGAUGGAUCCUUUCCAUAUGAUGGCGUUCCUUGGCAGCAGAACGCUAACCAGGCCCCAGGUUCAUUGUCGGUGGUUACGACGGUGUGGGGAGUCACCAACACGUCACAAAGUCAGGUAUUGGGUAACCCCAUGGCCAAUACCAACAAUCCCAUGAACCCUGGGGGUAAUGCGCUGGGGUCGGGAAUGUCAGCCAACAACCCAGGGAUCAACUCGCCUCAGUUCCCCGGCCAACAGCAACAGUUUUCAGCCAAAGGGGGAUCCAACCAGGCGUACAUGCAGCAAAGCAUGUAUGGUCGUCCGGGGCACCCAGGAGGAGGAGGAUUUGGAGGAAGUUACCCAGCUGGGCCAAAUGCACCGGGUGGUAUAGGGAUGCCCCCUCACACGCGACCUACUUCUGACUUCACUCAACCUGCUGCUGCUGCGGCCGCCGCCGCUGUUGCAGCCGCCGCCGCCACGGCGACAGCCACCGCAACAGCAACCGUGGCUGCCCUGCAAGAAACCAACAAAGAUAUGAACCAGUACAACCAGGUCUGCUCCUCUUUCCAGAUGGGCCCCACGCAAGGAUACAACAACCAGUACAUGAAUCAGCCUGGGCCUCGUGGCCCUCCGUCCAUGGCAGGAGGCAUGAACCCAGCUGGUAUGGGACCUGGUAUGAAUAGUUCCAAUAUGAGUGGCCCACCAAUGGGGAUGAACCAACCCAGAGGGCCCGGUAUGGGGCCCUUUGUCGGCCACGGCCAACGGAUGCCCCAACAGGGUUACCCUGGUCCACGACCUCAAUCCAUGCCCAUGCAGGGAACUAAAAGGCCUUAUCCAGGAGAGCCUAACUACGGAGGUCAGCAAUUUGGACCCAAUGGCCAGUUUCCCACCCAGCAAGGGCAGUACCCUAACCCAAAUGCUUCUAGGCCUCUUGCUUCACCCAAUUACCCAGGCCAGAGGAUGCCAGGACAGCCAGGCUCGGGGCAGUACCCCCCCACAAGUGUACCUAUGGGCCAAUACUAUAAGCAAGAGCCUUUUAAUGGUCAGAAUAACAAUUUCUCUGGAGGCGGCUAUGGGUAUAGUCAAGGAAAUGGGCCUCCUCGGCAGGUAGCUAACUAUCCCCACUCGCCUGUUCCUGGGAACCCUACGCCACCCAUGACUCCAGGAACUAACAUCCCCCAGUACGUUUCACCCAGUCAGGACGUCAAGCCCCCGUUUCCGGACAUGAAGCCGAACAUGACGUCUUUGCCUCCACCUCCGACCAUUCCCAACGAGGAGCUGCGAUUGACGUUCCCUGUGAGGGAUGGGGUGGUGCUGGAGCCCUUCAGAUUAGAGCACAACCUGGCCGUCAGCAACCACGUCUUCCAUCUACGCCCCUCCGUCCAUCAGACUCUCAUGUGGAGAUCUGACCUGGAGCUGCAGUUUAAGUGCUACCACCACGAGGACCGACAAAUGAACACAAACUGGCCCGCUUCCGUCCAAGUCAGCGUCAACGCCACGCCACUCACAAUCGAAAGAGGCGAUAAUAAGACAUCCCACAAACCCCUUCACCUGAAACACGUGUGUCAGCCGGGUAGAAACACCAUACAGAUCACUGUCACAGCUUGCUGUUGUUCGCAUUUGUUCGUGCUGCAGCUGGUCCACAGGCCGUCGGUGCGAUCGGUCCUUCAGGGUCUCCUAAAGAAAAGGCUCCUUCCUGCCGAGCACUGCAUUACCAAAAUUAAAAGAAACUUUAGUAGCGUAGCGGCAUCCUCUGGGAACGCCACACUAAAUGGGGAAGAUGGAGUGGAGCAGACAGCCAUCAAAGUGUCCCUAAAGUGUCCAAUCACAUUCCGUCGGAUUCAACUUCCUGCUAGGGGACAUGACUGCAAACAUGUGCAGUGCUUUGAUUUAGAGUCGUAUCUUCAGCUAAACUGUGAGAGAGGAACGUGGAGGUGUCCUGUAUGCAAUAAAACAGCGUUAUUGGAAGGACUGGAAGUUGAUCAGUACAUGUGGGGAAUUCUCAAUGCAAUUCAAAACUCUGAGUUUGAAGAGGUUACAAUCGAUCCUACGUGUAGUUGGAGGCCGGUGCCCAUAAAGUCUGACAUUCAUAUAAAGGAGGACCCAGAUGGACCUCUGGCCAAGCGUUUUAAAACCAUGAGUCCCAGUCAAAUGAUCAUGCCUAAUGUGUUGGAUAUGAUCGCCCAGCUGGGUCCAGGCCCUUCACCCUACACCCCUCUCCCUCCUCAGCACGGUGGGAAUAACGGCGACUACGGGGGUCAAGGUAGAGGCAAUAGUUACCAGGGCCAUGGAAACUUUGACUUCACCCACAGUAACUCUGGUGGCGGAGCUCCCAUGAAUGACUUCAUGCACGGACCCCAGCUCUCACAUCCACCAGACAUGCCCAACAGCCUCAUGACUUCUGACAAGCCUCUAGCCCACGGCAUACCAGACUCGAUGUCCCAUCCUGUGAGUGCUGAUCAAUCCCAUGCUUCCAUGCAGCCCGGCAUGCACGCAUCCCCCCACCCCAACAGCCAAUCAGCUCAGCCAUUGCAUCACAGCGGCCCCCCAUCUUCCCAGCCCCCACGCCAGCCUCUGCCCCCACAGCAGCCCGGCCAAAACAGUCACCCACAUGCCGAUAUGACCUUCAACCCUGCUGCUGAUGGGCAGGCAGGCGGCCAGGGACCUGCAGACAUCCCUGAGCCUUCUCUGGAUCUUCUGCCCGAACUGGCGAACCCAGAUGAGCUGUUGUCAUACUUAGAUCCUCCUGACCUCCCAAGCAGCAGCAACGACGAUCUGCUCUCCCUCUUCGAGAACAACUGACUCCCUCCGGUCGGCCUUUCGGAGUGGCCCUAAUUUGUUCGGCUGUCAGGAAUCACGAGGCACCCUGCGGACAGACUCUGCAUUUUGCGCACAGGAAACAGCCAUCCUCUUGCCUCCUCCUCAUGUAAAUAUCUCAAUCUUUUACAAGCGACCUUUUCCACAACUAUAUGGCAGCCAUGUUGGUUGGCACUAAAGUGAUAUCUUUUAAUACUAACGGAAAUACAUGUGCAGCUAUAAUCGGUUCAUACGAUGACAUCACAGAGGACCGUCUGUGCGCUCACUAGGAAAGUAUUGUAGCAUUUUUAAUUCAGAUUUUUUUCCUUUUGUGAAAAGACCCUGAAUAGAAUAUAUAUAUAUAUAUAUACACACACACACACACACAUAUAUAUAUAUAUUCCUGCAACGACCUAUCUGUGUCCGCAAUCUCUUGAACGUUUGUUCUUCCGAGCUCUACCACCGCAACUUCCCAAAUCCUUGUCAGAAGUCCUCACCCAGAUGUCCGCACUAUUUGUUCAUUCAUCUCCCUUGAUAAAGCACAAGAGAACGGUGACAAAAUGCGUCUGGAAGCCUGUCAAGGAAACAAGAAGGGAAGAAAGCUUGUAUCACCAUCGAUAUUGAAAUGAUCCCAUCCCAGAGACUAAUGAUGGGAAAAGUCCUCCAACAGUUCUUAACUCUCAUUUGCCCAAUUUGUCACUUCACAGGACACAUUAGAACGUGUUCUUUUCUAGUAAACGUCGCACCUCAUUUUGUUACGUGAUUCAUAUGUCCACCCACCCUCAGGCAUAUGCGUCACGUUCAAAGUUAAACAAAUGCUGGAGGGCAUCACGGCAUGCAUUUUACCCUUGGCAUUGUGCAUCUUCCGACAGACUGUACUUCCCCUGCAAUGUCCUAUGGAUACUGCACAUUAGAAGAAAGCAAUUCACAUUUCAACAAGUAAUCUUGUGUCACCUUUACUACAUUGUCAUCUGCCUUUGUGAGUAUCCUCCAUGCAUGAGGCUCUUGAUGUUUGUACCCCUCUUUCUACAAACUGCAUACAAUGUCCAGAUAUAAAGUGUUGCCAAUCGCCCCUAAUUUUAGACAAAGUUCGACUGAUUUUUAUAAUCAGUUCUUUUGUUCGUUUUUGUUUUAUGAUUCAGCCUUUCAUUCAUGAACUGUCUUUAUAAUGCACAAUUAUAUUGUUCUUAUUUUGGCAACUGUUUCCUGUUUUUACAAAUGUGUACAUUUAUCAGAAAGUGUCCAUGAAUUUACCAAAGCACCCUGAUUUGAGAAGGUGGCCCAAACCUGUUUUCACCAGGUUAAACCUGUUUUCAAAUUAUUAUGUUUAUUGUUUUGUUUACAUGUUAAAAUCCUAGUAAUGAUACAACAAACAAUGAAGAAAGCGUUUUUAAAAUAUGUUCUAUAUUUAUAGAUUUUACUUUUUAAUUAAAGCUAUAUAUUAUUUCAGUACCCAUUUUAAAAAGGACAGAAACUGUACACAAUAUGUACAGGUGUCACCUGUGUUUCAACUAUUUUGUCAUAUGUACAAGGUGAAUGGUUUCUUUUUUUUUCUUUUUUUAGAAAGUUUUAUUUCAAAUCAGUAAGACCCUCAGAUAAUUGUCAGUAUUUAUGAUAUUUGUAAUGAUAACAUUUCCAUAAUAUUGAUGUUACUCAAGAACUGUCUAUCAUCUGUACAAUUGAAUACUGUUUGAAAUGUUUAUUGGAUACAGCAUCACACUUUGAACAUGUUUCCAUUUUAAGUUAUUUUUAUAUGAAUUGCAAUAUUAGUUUUUAGUUUUCUUUCUGUUCUUCUUGGUGUAGAAUUAUGUACAAAAAUGAUGUUUGUUGUUGACAGUUGAAAUACUUCGAACUCCAUGGAAAUGUGGAUUCGAGUUUAACGUUUGUCUGUAGUUCACUUGUAUAUCCUUUCAAAGAUGCACUGCCACAUAUUCGUUCCCACUUUGUAGACACAAAUAGGCAAAUAGACUCCUCCUUAAGCUGGCAGAGGUCUGAGCUGUCACACGCUAUCGAUGUACAGGUGUUGAGGAGAUGGCCGGUGCUGAGGUAGAAACAGAAAGGGUUCAAUGAAUUAGACUGUGUGUUUUCUACUCAGUCACAGCGUUUGGAGAGGUUCGAGGAGAAAAUGGGAAAAGGGGCACAUUAGGGAUGCAUGUACAUAUGUAAAUGAUAAAUAGAGACACGUUAACAGAAAUGUAUUCAUUUUCCCCAGGGGAAUGUGCAUUGUGUAUUUAGAAUCUGUAAAGCUUGCAUCCUCGAAUCAGAAUCUAAAUUGGGUAAAAUGAAUCUGUGUUUGUUAGCGUCUAUGGAACCUCUCAGCAUUUAUUCACUUUUGUAAAAUAUUCAUCCCACGUGACCGAGGAAUUGGGGAAGGGGAAAAAAGAGACACAUUUGUUUUACAUUUGUGUAAUAUUUAGCAUACGUGUAUUGCUCCAUUUCUUGUGUACUUGAUAAGGUGCUACAGAAAAUAAUGAAGAAAAUCCUGGGGAAUAAUUUGGAAAAUUGGGACCAGGAGCGGUUCCAAAAGAUUGUAACCAAAAUCCAGAAUUUGUACAAUUUUGAUAUCACGAUCAGGAAAAUUGAAAAAAAAAAAUAACAAGGUACAAUCUGAGGUGAUUGGCGCCAAACGUUGCAGUUAUCUUUGCUUGUACAUUCUGUUGUACAAUCAUUUCAUAUUCUAAACUGGUCAGAAGAAGAAAAAACAAAAACUAAUUGUGAUUUUUAGUCUUGCAAAACUGUAUGUAGUUAGAUGCUGUGACAUCCUAAUAUUUAUCUAAUAAAUAUGUAUUCAGAUGAAA